UGUUUGUCGCCUUCUCCUUCACCUCCGUCGUCGACUUGAUCAUCUCGCUGGAGGAGGAUGGCUACAUUUCUGGCUUCGUGGAGCUCUACGUCAGAGAGGGCGAGCCCUACCUGCGCACGGCGCACGGCAUCAUGAUCUGUUACUGGGACGGCAUCGUCCACUACGGGCUCUACCUCGCCAUGAUCGCGGCCAUCGGCCAGAGGAAGAGCUACAGGAACCUGGGUCUCUUCUGGCUGGGAUCUAUGAUGAUGAGUAUCGCCGUCUUCCUGCUGGGGAACCUGNCAGGGAAAUACAGCUCCGACCUCAGCCCUGCCUUCCUGCUCAACCUGCCCUACGUCCUCAUCCCCGUCUGGGCUGGGGUGAAGCUCUUCCAGCAGCACAAGCCCGUGCCGUGCCUCAGCCCCGAGGAGGUUGCAGAGGAGCAACGGAAACCCCUGUACCAGCGGCCCCAGGACAUGGGGCUGGUCCUGCUCCUGCUCCUCACCGCCGCGUUCACCUUCUUCAGGGGGAUGGUGGUUUUGGACUGUCCCGCCCACUCGUGCUUCGAGUACAUCUACCAGUAUGAGCCGUACCUGCGCGACCCCGUCGCCUACCCCAAAGUGCAGAUGCUGAUCUACAUGUUCUACGUCCUCCCCUUCUUCUGCCUCUGCAUCUACGGGCUGGUGCUGCCCGGUUGCUCCUGGCUGCCUGACUGGAGCCUGGUGUCCGCCGGAGCCGUCGCCCAG
Molecule: messenger RNA, 725 nt
Organism: Eurypyga helias (sunbittern)
Lineage: Eukaryota; Metazoa; Chordata; Aves; Eurypygiformes; Eurypygidae
Gene: TM6SF2
Product: transmembrane 6 superfamily member 2
Exons: 7
Biological process (GO): lipid homeostasis; regulation of lipid metabolic process
Cellular component (GO): endoplasmic reticulum-Golgi intermediate compartment membrane; endoplasmic reticulum membrane
Source: RefSeq, a predicted model, not a curated record